GUAUUAGAACUAGGUCCUCUUUCAUUAUAAAAGCAUACAAAAAGGCCAACUUUUACUCGAAAUAAAACAUUUCAAAAUUACAUUCAAGCAGGAGUAUUAUCAGUGAAUGUAUUGGAGAAGUAAAUCCAAGUCUGCAUUGCGCCGCGACGUCGGCGUCUAAAACCCCCUCCAACAUGGCGUCAUGCCAGUAGUGCGCGUCUGGAUACGGUGUAGCGAAGUUUGUAUGCAGAAAAAUGUUGAAAUUUAAUAGAAAAUAAAAUAAUUUCACAACUAAACUCCUUCAGUGUAUUUUUUCAGGACUGGAAGCAGGACAUCCGGCGCCAGGACUCCUCAUUUUGGCGCCAAUGCCUUCCCACGUCGAUCAGCAUAUGUUAACAUUUUGGCCACCAACCUAAUGGAUAAUGUAACAACUAUUUCAAACAAUAAAAUGCUCGACAGAGACAACAAGAGGCCUCGAUAAAGAAAAAGUUGUUAACAUCAGUCGAGUGUGUCAACCGGUAAACUUUACUUACCAUGGCUAUCUAUCAAGAAAGGAAGUUUUUUUGAUGCUAAAAUGGCAACUGUUACGGAGGUGGCGGUGAAAAAUUGUGAAGGCGGUCACUAUUGCUCUCCCCCUAAGGAAUGCUGCAAACAAGGAUGUUGCUACAUCCUUGCGCCAGCGGUUUCCUAUCGUCCUCCUAGCUUACCUACUUCUAGUGUUCUUAAUCCUAUAUUUAUAGGCCACUGGUACUUUUGGGCAGCUCUAAUGGUAACGAUAGCUGGUAUUUUAUGUGCCUGUUCCUUAUGGCGAAAACAUAGCCAAAGCAGUUUAAUUUGUUGCAAAAAUUCUGGAAGAGAAGACCGGGUUUCAGAACCGGACUCAAACGGUUCUUGUUACGCUCCACCCCAAUAUAGCCGAUGUAACAGCUUCUAUCAAGCCCCUCCGCCCUAUAGUGAGGUAACUUCAAAACCUGACAUGUACCCCCUUGUAAUAAGUUAUAAUGGAAUAUCGAAUGAUCAAAACCACAAAUGGGGUGGUACAACAGGGUACCUCAUGGUUCAGUAUUUUAGAAAUUACAUCGUCAGGCCAGUAGGUUCCCUUUCUGCAACCAGCACAAUGGAUUCUUUGGGUUCUAGUUUCAUUCAUUCUGUUAACGAGGCCAACACUAUUAUACCUCCUCCAUACUCUUGCACCGGUAGUUUGGAAGAAGUUCAAGUCGACGGUACGCAUUCUGCAGGUGGUGCGUCGUUUCCCAGGUCGGUAUCAUCGGUGACUUGCAGCGAACAUCAUUCCGGAAGUCAUCGAAGUCCCAGCGUGCGAUCGCACAUCAGCGCCCAUAACAUAGCCACAACGACGGCCAACAGUUCGAACAUGGUGCCGUCGACUCGCAUUCCUUUAAGUAGUUCUGCACACAGUACUUUAACUACAAAGUACAAUUUCGUAGUCAAUCAAAAAUCGGCAAACAACAGUUCGGAACGGAAUAAUAGUAGUAGCACUUGCUCAGUCUGCAACUCCAAUAGUUUUGUAAAUACCAAUAUUAUUAAUAAUAACAACAACAAUAAUAAUGCAACGUCGCAACAGCCUAGUUCCUCCAGUACCUGUGCACCCUCGCCUCAAGCGUCACUCGCUCUCGAUAAUCCGGAAACGUUCGCCAGGAGCAAACCGGACGUUUGUGAUGGAAAUUCACCACCAGCACGCGCGUUCAAUAGGACGCUCCUGUGCAACGGGUUCAGUGUCGAAUCCGAAUCGCACGAUGACGAUCACAAUUUCACUGAUCUCUUAAAUCUGUCCGUUUGCGUCCCCAGUAGCAUAACACACUUGCCCUUAGCCAUUCUCACUAGUUGCCAUCAGCAGCACGAUAUCAAUGUAGUCAAUAGCAUAACCAGUUCGGACGUGAGCAGUCUCGCCAACUUGGGAACCCCCGAUUCACCGCCUAGAGCUACCAGUCCCACGGGAGAGUUGCGCGAUAUCCUAGAUAAAAUUCAACAGUUGCCUCAGCAAAGCAGUCCUCUUCCGCAAGGACAAAUCACUAACGAGCAAAAGAUGCGAAGUUAUUUUCAUCGAAGCAAAGCGAAGACCAUGUACAUGCCUUUGAACGAGUCCUACGGUGGAGAAAAGAGACACGUGGUGUUUGGGAAAGGUCCCAAAAACUGGAUGUCAAUCUCAGCUCCUACUACACCAUGUUCCAGUUUCAUUCCUAGUUUUCCCAGUCAGAAGAAAGGUUCCGGAAGUCAAAAAGGCAGUCGAUCGAAGGUGCACGAUGAAAGUCCGCUGCUCAACGAAAACGAUGAGUCUGAUGAUGAAAAUAAACGUACGUGAUGGAAAAAUUAGAUUUAAACUGAAUGGAGCAUUGACUUUUUGCUUUGUUGUAACAAAAAAAUUAUAAAGAUUAGUUUUUAAAUGAUUCAGGAUUUUUUCUCAUUACAUUUGUGUUGUCUUUUCCUAUCGUAGCCUUAUAAUUCGAAACAAUCAAGCAUGCCCAAAAAAAGUGUUAACUGAAAAAUGCUUUUAUUUGAUUGCUUAAGAUCAUAAAAUUACGAUAGCGAAAGACAACACGAACGUAGUGAGUUGUGAUGCUUAUGUCUUUCCAUAGCCUUGGAUUAGAUCUAGAUAUCAUCUGAAAACUGCAAAUGCUUAAGAAUUCUUUUAUUUUUUGUUUUCCAAACACAAACAUCUUUGCGAAAAUAAGACAGCAAACUGAAAGCAUAUUUAAAAUUAUUGUUUCAGACAGAUUGUUCAGUCCGUGAUAAUAAUGCUUUGAUAAUUCAAUUCUUCCUUAUUUAAUUAAAACUCUUUUAUAAGGUUGACGAUUUUACAUGAAUAUGUCAUGAGAACUUCAUGUCUAUUGAGUUAAUUACCUACCUAACAACUACUUUAUUUGAAAUUUCGCGUAAAGUUGAAGUAAUUGUAAAUGUGAAGCGAAUAACAUUUUCUUAAGUUGAGCUAUCGACAAUCAAUCAAUUGAACUCAUUGAAUGUAGCAAAUUAUUAUUGUAUUCAAAGCUUUAAAUGCAUACCUUAUUGUUACAUAUUAAAAAAAAAUCCACUUUCUACUGUUACAUAAAUUCUAAACGCUUUUUUCAUUAAUCUUUUGGUAAAACAUAAGGUCGACAUCACUUUUUUUGCCCACUGGGUUUAAAGCUUUGUAUACUGAAACUCGUCACUUUGAUGGGCUUCAAUAACAACAUCUUUAAAUUUAUUCUUACACUGAUUCCACUCCAAUAUUUCGAAAUGGCGACUUUUAGGGCUAAUAAAUAUUCUAUUUGUUCAUGGUAUACAGUGGCUAAAAAUUAAGUAAUUUGCUGUACACAUUAUGCGAGCUUUCGAAUAUGCGAUGUUCGCAUUAGCCAGUAUCUAAUACUGUAUAAUAACUCAUUUACCUUUAAGAAUGGCGAAAAUAUCACUUUUGAAAGUACGAUUUUAUUUUCUGAUUUUUUUCCCGCGCAAGAAACCCCAUUUUUACUAAUUGUAAUUUACACCAGAGAGGAAAAGCUGUACCCCCUUUUGGUGUGUAAUAUACUAUUCUGGUUUCUUGAUCGAAAAACAAAGCAAAAGGUCAAAGCUUUAUUUUAUAUAUGUACAUGUAAAAUGUUAUUUUGGAUAUGAAAUGGAUUUUAAUUUUGCGUGUACCUCGGUGUGUAUGUAAGUGAUAAUAAAAUUGCCAAAAUAGAAAUGAAUUUUAUGAUAGAUCUAACAACGCUCAUUUGUACAUUUUAUAUUAACUGCUAAAGUGUACUUAAAAAUAAUUUUUAGGGAAAAACGCUGAUUAUUUAUAAAAAUUCCUGUAACACUGCUGAAAGCAUGUGAUUUUAUAAGUGUUAAAAUUGAAAAGUUUGCAAACUGACAAUAUUCGCAAUAUCUCUCGUUCUCUCUCUAACCAAUCAGAAUACGAAAUUGAACAGCAAAAUGCAGAGUGUUUUUUCUUAGGAAUUUUAAAGUAAAACUCUAGUGCUUUUUAAAAACUGUUAUUUUGGCAUAUAAAAUAGAAAAAACUGAUUGUUCGAAAGCAAUAAAGUAAACUCAUAAUUUUAUACAGGGUGUUUGACGAUAUUCAAAGUGUAUUAAUUAACAAAUAUACAUUCAAUUGGUUCUCAGACAAAUCAAAGAAAAUUUGACGCCCUGUUUGUAAUCAUUAUCACAUUUUCGUACUAUUAUUUUAAUGUAUUUAAUUUUCUGAGUAUCAAAAAAAAAAAACAAAACGUUUAGAAUACUUUAGAAGCUUUCUUAUCUAGAAGAAUUACGUAAUUCUUAAGAAUUGUCAGUAUAUGCAAACCAAUUGCUUAUACCUAGUUGAUUAUGUAAUCAAAAGAUACCUAAACACGAAAACUAUAAAAUCCACUGAAUAAUGUAGAUAUAAAUACAUAUAUUUUAAAUAUUAACUAAAUACGAAUCUAAAAGUGGAUGUUUAAAAAGUUGUUUCAGUAGAAUGGCACAACGCUCGACAUUUUGCAAUUUUAAAAAGGCAUAAUAGUUACCAAAUUAUUUUUCUCACUUAUUUUUUCAAUAUAUAUUAUAUCUAUGUCUACGAAUUUAAGAAUACAAUAGUUUAUUAUUGUAGAAUGUGAAAUAUUUUCUUAAUAGAAUGUGAAAAAUACAAUGCGAAAACGGCCAAAGUUGUGUAUGA
Molecule: messenger RNA, 4603 nt
Organism: Agrilus planipennis (emerald ash borer)
Lineage: Eukaryota; Metazoa; Arthropoda; Insecta; Coleoptera; Buprestidae
Product: phosphatidylinositol 3-kinase 2-like
Exons: 8
Coding region: 554-2299 (581 amino acids)
Cellular component (GO): cytoplasmic vesicle membrane
Source: RefSeq, a predicted model, not a curated record